AUCGUCCAUAUGUCUAGGUUCCUAUCUAAAGGCAUCGGUGACCUACUACUACUAGAUGCGGAAGCCUGUUAAGUGAAAGCUACUAUUCCAUCCAGAACCAGUUGAACCGUAUGUACAAAGGUCACAUAGCCACUAAGCUCGCGCGAUUUCAUCUGAUGGCGGUCGGUCAAGGUUAGCCCUCAGAAUGAUAGAGACUGAGUAUGGACACUGUAAUAUUUGCUUUGAUGCAGUGCCAUAUGGAAACAUGUUAUUUCUUUCUGCUUGCGGGUGUUCUUUUUGCCGUCAGUGCUUAAAAACGUAUGUUAUUACGGUAUUGCGAGAUCGAGUUGAUGUUAACUGUGCUUGUCCAAGUUAUCCAUGUAGUCAAAGUGGUCAGUUGACAGACUCAGAGAUAAGAGAACUGCUGCCUUCUGACGUUUACGAACGUUUUUCUGUAAAGAAGCUUCAGCGAGAAAUCGAACAGAAUGUAAACCUGACAUUUUGCCCAGCAGUAAAUUGUGGUGCUGUGUGCCAAGUUCCUUCUGUUUUAAAAGUGCCCAUACCAAAUGGAAUAAAUCCAUCUACCAGAAGUAAUAAACAUGCUCUGGAACGGUUUACUAGAUGGUACAGAAGAUAUCUUUGCAGUUCACAAGGAGAUACCACUCAUGUUUCUUCCAGCACCAAAAGCACGAGUUUUCGUACCGACGACGCAUCAAAAAUCCUAAAUAACGCAUAUUACAAGCCUAUCAAUAAUCUCAGGGAUGAAGACAAAGAAGAUUGUGUAACAACACCUACCAGUGAAAGUGCUGGAGAGAAGGAUUUACUCCAUAUCUCUGAAAAAACAACGUUGAUGUGUCAAGUGAGUCCUGGUCGCCCAGCUGUGCGCGUCGUAUGUAAACAAUGUUCUCAUGAAUUUUGUGCUCGAUGUCAUUUAAACUGGCACAUCGGAGUUGGACCGUAUGUGUGUGAAGAAUAUCCUCGUAACGUUGUCAAAGGUAAUAAAAAUUUAAACACUCAAUUUACUAGCCAACAUAAUUUACUUGGAAUUUCUGAGAAAAGUGUAAAUGCCUCUGAUCAUAUUAAUCCUCAUUCAGACCCAGAUCCAAUUAUAUUUGAGAAACACCAGUCACAGUUUGUAACGCAAAAUCCAGAAAUCAUAAAGUCAUUACCAUCCUUGAGAAAACCUCCAGAGAAAAACAAAAUAAAUAAAAUCUCACUCCGGCGGUCCAAAAAAAAACGGCGUAAUUAUCUACAGAGUCAUACAGGUAUUCAUCUUUCCAAUCAGGAUAUCAGUGAUACAAUUGAUGUCUCCGUUCUCGCUGUUGGGUUUCCUCCAUAUUCUCCUGAUGACUGGCUGAAACGUUGUCCUGCCUGUCUAGUCCCUAUUGAACGUAUCGAAGGUUGCGCUCAAAUGAUGUGCCGGUCAUGCAAACAUACCUUUUGCUGGUAUUGUUUGACUUCAUUGGAUGAUGAUUUCCUUCUUCAACAUUAUGAUGACGGGGCCUGUAAAGGAAAACUUGGUCAUUCUCGUGCAUCAGUAAUUGGUCAUCGAGUUUAUGUUGUCAGUGUAUUUACUGGAUUGACGAUUUUAUUACUGGUUGCUGCUCCAUUUAUCAUGGUUGCUGUGCCAUGUAUUAUUUGUGCAAAAUGUCACCGGCUUUAUCGUCAACACCGCCUACGCAAACGGCAUUCUCAGGGUUUAUAUAUGGUUAAUGGUCGUGUAUUGAAUACACCUGUAUCUUCUAAUGUACAAAAUGAUCGAACAGAUACACCUCAACCUACUUCGUCAACUCCUCAUCACAGUAUAUUCAUACCAUCUUGUAGAUCGUCUAUUGUUAGUGUUGAUCACCGACUAACUGUCGAACAAAAAGCUGAUAUUCAUUGGUCACCUUGGCAAAACGAAUCUAAAUGUACAUCUACUCGUAAAGUUAUGCAUCGCUCCAGAUCUGUACCUGCUUACUGUUGUACAGUACCACUUAAUAGCCUAAUCAUGAAUUCACAUACGCCGUAAAUUUCAUAAGUUUUUAGCUGUAAUGAAAGAUCAAGAAGUUAUAUAUAUAUUUCACAGUCGUUUCUGUGUUCACGAAAUUCAUAGUAAAUGAUCUUAUCAAAUCAUUUUUUUUUGCGUAUAUACUUUGUAUGCGAUAAAAAGGAAAACAUAUCUCAAUACUUACAUUCUUUUAUUCCUUGAUGCACCAUAUAAUAUUAAUAAUAAUGACCAUUUUUUACUUAAUGUUCAGUAUUCUGUUCUAUUGUCAGAAUAUCCUUGUAAUGAUGCAUUUAUUAAUUUGUCUACUUUCAUUUAUUUUCUAACUUUAUCAUAUAAUUGUAAGUCUGCAUAUAUGUACAUAAAUAUAAUCAUUCCAAGAGUGAAAUUAAUGCAUGAUAUUUCUUUUAACAUCUACAAUAUCCCAUAAACUAAUUUUUAUCUCUGGGAAUGUUACCUGUUGUGUCAAUUUCAGUUUUCGUUUGCAUUGCUCUAUUUACUUAGAAUAAUUAUCAACUUAUUUGUUUACUUAUUUACAGUAAUUUGUUUUUAUCUAGUUCUUUCUUUUUCACUAAAUUAACUUCCUUUUUUCACUUAAAAAAAAACACUAUCCUUAUGUAUACAUGCAAUAUUAAUGUUUUAUCUACUUUUACAAGUCCAAUUCUAUCUAUUACUAGUUCAAACAAUAUAAUAUACAAAAAAACUUUCAUACUUUCCAGGGAUUAUUUUAAUUUGUAUGUAUGCACACAUGUAUAACAUUCAUCGUGUGCUUUUUUGUUUCAUCUUCUCUUUUACACACUAUUCUUACCAAGUACGUAGUUUCCAUAAGUAAGUAUAUAUUAUCUUUUUACUGAUAUUCUAUGAUUUAGAAUAUCUUAGGUAAAAAUAAUAAUUUUACUAGUCAUGAAUUUGCAUUUCUCACUCUUCUUUAUCUCUCCUUUACUGUGAUAAAAUUUUGUACAAAUAUAAUAUUUACGUAUACUAUUUAUUAUUCAUAGUCUUAAUUGGUUAUGUAACUAUUAAUUGCAUAUGAUACCGCUUGUUGUUCGACUCAUCAUUGUUAUUUGUAUUACUAAUAUUGCAACAUGUUACUACUUUUAUCAUUACUAUUUUUAAUAUUAUUACUUUACUUGUAACAUUUGCAUUCUUAAGUUGUAUGAUUGAUUAGCGCGCGUGUAUCAGUUUACUGAGUUUAUUUCUUUUGUCUUUUCUUUAAUGAAACAAUGGUUUGUAAUAGUAACUUGUGUUUAUUUUAAUUAGAAUGAGGUACUGCUUUAAUGGAUAUUAUUUAAAACUAUCUUGAAUGUCUUGUAUAAAAGUGAUUAAAGCAUUUUGUUUGUUAGGCUUUUCAGGAGUAAUUAGUUGAAAAUAUUGUGACUUGCAGUGUCCAUAUCUAAUACUAAUACGCAAUCCUCCUAUACACGAGGGUGGGUUUUAG
Molecule: messenger RNA, 3404 nt
Organism: Schistosoma spindalis
Lineage: Eukaryota; Metazoa; Platyhelminthes; Trematoda; Strigeidida; Schistosomatidae
Source: the annotation of a GenBank genome assembly